AGAGUCGACCACCUUCUGAAACAAGAGCGUCUCACUGAUGCCCUGGCUCUAGCUUGGUCUUUUUAUGAAGGUAAAGGAAAGGCUGUAGUAGGCUUGUCUGGGGACACAAGCAAGCGGAAGGUAGUCAUUGCAGACAGGAUGGUUGAAAUCCUUCUCCAUUACGCUGAUCGGACUUUGAAGAAAUGUCCUGACCAAGGGAAAAUCCAGGUUAUGGAGCAACAUUUUCAGGAUGUGGUGCCCGUCAUAGUUGAUUACUGUCUCUUACUCCAGCGCAUGGAUCUAUUAUUUAACCAGAUAUAUGAUAAGAUGAGUGAGAAUUCUGUAGCUAAAGGUAUCUUUCUGGAAUGCUUGGAGCCAUAUAUCUUAAGUGAUAAACUGAUGGGAAUCACAGCUCAAGUGAUGAAAGACUUGCUGCUUCACUUCCAAGACAAGAACAGGUUGGAAAACUUGGAAGCCUGCAUUGUGCAUAUGGAUAUCACCAGCUUAGACAUACAGCAGGUAGUUCUUUUAUGCUGGGAAAACCAUCUUUAUGAUGCCAUGAUCUACGUCUAUAACAGUGGAAUGAAUGACUUCAUUAGUCCCAUGGAGAAGCUGUUCAAAGUCAUUGCUCCUCCACUGAGUGCUGGGAAGUCUCUCACAGAUGAGCAGGUGGUAAUGGGCAACAAGCUGCUUGUAUAUAUAAGCUGCUGCUUGGCAGGCCGUGCAUAUCCAUUGGGCGAUAUUCCUGAAGAUCUGGUACCUUUGGUUAAAAAUCAGGUCUUUGAAUUUCUCAUCCGACUGCAUUCAACUGAGGGAUCUGUGGAUGAAGAGGUCUACCCUUAUGUUCGUACCUUGCUGCACUUUGACACUCGGGAAUUCCUUAAUGUUCUUGCUCUGACUUUUGAAGACUUUAAGAAUGACAAGCAAGCUGUGGAAUAUCAGCAGAGAAUUGUGGACAUACUUCUGAAAGUCAUGGUAGAGAAUUCUGACUUCACCCCAUCGCAGGUUGGCUGUCUCUUUACCUUCCUUGCCCGUCAGCUCGCCAAACCCAACAACACGUUGUUUGUGAACAGGACGCUUUUUGACCAGGUCCUUGAAUUUCUGUGCAGUCCAGAUGAUGACUCCCGCCAUUCGGAAAGGCAACAGGUCCUUUUAGAAUUGCUCCAGGCGGGAGGGAUAGUACAGUUUGAAGAGAGCCGUCUUAUCCAAAUGGCAGAAAAAGCUGAAUUCUAUCAGAUUUGCGAGUUCAUGUAUGAACGGCAGCUUCGCUAUGACAAAAUAAUUGGCUGUUACCUGCGUGAUCCAGUGAGAAAGGAAGAAGUUUUCAACUAUAUUCACAACAUCCUGUCCAUGCCUGGCUACAGUGCUGAAGAAAAGCAGUUGGUGUGGCAGAAAGCUUUGGAACAUAUAGAGGAGUUGCUGUUGCUGAGCCCGUGUAAAGCUGCCGACUUGGUGGCCAUUCACUUCAGUGAGCAGAUUGAGAACAUUAUUACAAACCUUCAGGACCAGUUCUUACUCUUCCAGUUUCUGAGGAGUCUCCUUGAUCCGAGAGAAGGCAUUAACCAAGACCUGAUACGCUUGCCACCCUGCAUCACUGAGCAGUUCAUUGAGCUGCUGUGUCAGUACAGCCCAGACCAGGUUUUGGAGACACUUAAAGUUCUGGAAUACUGCAGACUGGAAGAAACCAUCCAGAUAACCCAGAAACAUCAGCUCCAUGAAGCUUCUUCAUAUUUACUGGAGAAGAAGGGAGAUAUCCAUGCUGCCUUUCUGGUUAUGCUUGAGCGAUUGCAGAGCAAGUUGCUGAUGCUUACGCAAGAUGAUGAAAGCUCAGCUGAACUCCCCUUGCUAGAAAACAUUGAAGAUACCUUAAUGAAAACAAUUGCCCUUUGCCAGAGAAAUUCCCACAAUUUGGACCAGCAACAGCGAGAGGCCCUCUGGUUUCCCCUGCUGGAGGCUAUGAUGUCCCCACAGAAAUUAUCUGGUUCUUCACAGUGUCAAUACUCCGAAUCUUUGAAGAGUUUGACAAUGCAAGUGCUGAACAACAUGGCUGCAUUUAUCGCUCUUCCUUCCAUCCUGCAGAGAAUUCUACAGGAUCCAGUUUAUGGAAAAGGGAAACUUGGAGAAAUUCAAGGACUUGUCCUGGGAAUGCUGGACACUUUUAACUAUGAACAAACCCUUUUAGAGACAACUACGAAUCUUUUAAACCACGAUCUCCACUGGUCCCUGUGUAACCUAAGAGCUUCUGUCACUAGAGGGCUUACCCCAAAGCAGGAUUACUGCUGCAUUUGUCUACAGCAGUACAAAAGAAGGCAGGAAACUGCUGAUGAAAUCAUUGUUUUCAGCUGUGGCCACUUGUAUCAUUCGCUGUGUCUGCUGAGUAAAGAGUGUGGGACGGUAACUAAAGGCCUGAUGAGGUGGAUGUGCUAUAAAUGCAACUCAAGUAACAAGGGAGGAAAACUGAGCGAGAACUUCUCAGAGCUAAAAAAAGGAAGUGGAGCAUCCUUGGCACAGGCCAGUUCAGAGUCUCUGUUGGAUCCUCAGCAAAUCCAAGCUUUUGACCAACUCUGCCGACUCAACCGAGGAACCUCCAGACUAGCUCUCCUGACAGAACUCUCUCGCGGCCACGGCAGUGAAAAGCACGGGCUGCUCAGCGUUUCCCACGGUGACCCGGCCACCAGCAGUGUCUUCCAGAACGAGAACUUCCAGCUCCACCUGGCCCCCCCUCCGCUGGCUGAAGACUAA
Messenger RNA from Cariama cristata (Red-legged seriema), 2721 nucleotides. It is a transcript of the gene VPS8, whose product is annotated as vacuolar protein sorting 8 homolog (S. cerevisiae). NCBI's taxonomy places the organism in Eukaryota, Metazoa, Chordata, Aves, Cariamiformes, Cariamidae. The annotation marks the transcript as partial. Gene Ontology annotation, biological process: protein targeting to vacuole; endosomal vesicle fusion. The record is from RefSeq and is a predicted model, not a curated record. Gene Ontology annotation, cellular component: late endosome; HOPS complex; early endosome. The transcript has 29 exons.